ACAGUAACUGGGGAGGAAAAAUGUUCCUGUCAUUGCCUACACUAACUGUACUUGUUCCACUGUUGUCCUUAGCUGGCCUGUUUUAUUCAGCCAGUGUGGAUGAAAAGUUCCCAGAGGGCUGCACCAGCACAACGAGCUUGUGUUUCUACAGUCUGCUUCUUCCUGUUACCAUACCAGUUUAUGUGUUCUUUCACCUUUGGACCUGGAUGGGUAUUAAACUUUUUAGACACAACUAAGGCGGCAAAAGCUUGGAAGCAUCACAAAAGUAGACUUGCCAACCUUGUGGCCUACCGGCACCCUAAUAUUAUAUUCUGUCAAAUUGCAAUGGUCUCCAUUAAUCUCCCAAUGACACCUGAAAAUGUAACUUUCUGCACAAGCCUUGAUGCACAAUGGCCUCAUUACUGCCGAGAGAGAUAAUUAAAUAACAUUUUCUCUUGUUCCUCCUCUGUGUCAGUAUGUCCUGUCAAAACCAAUGGGUGUAUUGUAAGGCUACACUAUUAGCCUAUCAAAGGUGUUGUCUCUUUGCUAAGAAUAAAUGUUGUGCACUGGU
Chelonoidis abingdonii (Abingdon island giant tortoise) is the source of this 550-nucleotide messenger RNA. RefSeq names its product phosphatidylinositol glycan anchor biosynthesis class Y (gene PIGY). Gene Ontology annotation, cellular component: glycosylphosphatidylinositol-N-acetylglucosaminyltransferase (GPI-GnT) complex. NCBI's taxonomy places the organism in Eukaryota, Metazoa, Chordata, Testudines, Testudinidae. The record is from RefSeq and is a predicted model, not a curated record. Gene Ontology annotation, biological process: GPI anchor biosynthetic process.